GGGUGCACGUUGCGGCCAGAAGAAGACUGGCUAUCGUAUCGACAGCUUCGAUGGAGAAGGACUCUGCCGAGAAACUCGAGGCACCGGCCUCGGAUCCAUUGUCACCGACCUACCAUCGCCCCCAGCAGGUGGAGCGUCCUCGAGCAGUGCCGGAGCGCACGAAAUCGUCGACCGCGAAGGAAGGUACUCACCACGACGUCGCGGAAUCUACCACCAAUCGCUUGAGCAAUGACGUCGGCUUCCUGGAAGCAGCAGAGCAAGGAAGCACCGAAGCUGCGAAGGAUGUCACCGACAACACCUUCCACACUGACACUUCCUGCAGAGGCGGUGCACACCGGCGACAUAAGCCUAAGUCGGGAUACACCAGCUGGGGCAGUCGACACUCGCACCGAAGGCGGAGCAGAGAGGGAGGGUCGGUGAAGUCAGUUGAAUCUAAAGAACAACCUAUUUCGGUGGCUGUCACCAGCCCUGGAUCUUCCCUCAUCGAGUGCAACGACACCCUUCUCCGCAGUGAAACAAGCGGCGCUAUGAGACAAGACGUGUCGGAGACCAGUCGGAAGAAGCCAGCUAAGCCAUAUCAAGAAUGUGCAUCAUCACAUGCUGCUCCCUCCACACACGUGACACGUCCUCAAACGCCGGAACCGCUCUCCGCCCUCGGUAGCCGAGGCAGGAAUCUCUCGAAGAAGCGAGCCACCUCCACCUCCAUACUGAAGAAGCGAGAGAGGCCAAACAAGUCCGCACCAGCACCUGUUGCUCCUCCUGAGCCUACAGCGCUCACGCCCCGUUUCGGCCAAUCAGAGGACGGUAACCCCACGGUUCUCGACGUGUACGCAACUUCAACAUACGAGAACGCCAUGGGUCCGUCGACGGCGAGUCAAGCAGCGUGGUCUCCGUACACGCUCGGCCAAAUGUCACCGACGUCCGACCAAGGUUCACUGGCGUUCAGCCCCAUCAGGGGCGCUUCGCCUUUCGUUGUCCGAAGCCCCGUCGACACCCCACCUCAAAGCGUCCUUGCGCGGACCACCACUCGGAAACUGCCUUCGCCAGCGUCUCCAGGGCUGGCGGAAGGCCGUGCACCUUUGACGUCGUCGCAGAAGGCAUCAUCGACGUCGCCCGUGACCGCGCUGCCGCAGCAGUUCGAGAAUUCGCGCGAGUCGUACGCCUCGUCGACUCUCAUAACCAAGGGCCCGUCGCCGUUUUCAAUGACACCGUCCGGUCAUAAGCAGCCUGCGGGUGCACCCAUAUCGACAGGGUUAGACGUCAGCAGCGCCGCGAAUAUCCGUGCGACGCAGUCUCUUCACGGCGAGAUAGCAUCGCCGGUGGACGGCGGCAAGGUUCAGUCGCCUACAGCACACCUUUCAGGGGCUCGGAGCGGGAUGCUGUCUCAAGAGAGCAAGCUGGACCAUCCUUUCAAGUAUCUAACGAGGACAGAAAGCGUUGGGACGCGGCGUAGGACAACAUCCGUACAGUUCGGUGCCACUACUCUUUGGGAGAUCACUCAGGCUACCGCGUCUCGGCUGACGGGCAGGCCCGUCACGUGCGUCCUAUGCUGCGUCACGGCAAUCUUAUCGGCCACGAUAGUGGCCCUGACGCUGAUAUUCAUCACGCCCCGCAUCCGCACGGCGUACAUCGAAGAGUGCACGACUGCCGCCUGCAACAGAGCGACGUCUUCCCUCUGGGCUCUGAUGGAGGACAGCGUGGAUCCGUGUCAGGACUUUUACGGUCACGUGUGCCAUCGCUGGGACAACAACACGGGUGGUCGCCUGAGGUACCUCGACCACAGCGUGCAGAAGAUCGCGACUCGCGUUAACCAGAGCCUGCACGACGUGGACGAGUUCGCCGGCGCGUCCCACGAAAUACGCGGCCUGGCGCAGUUCUACAAGCUCUGCCUCAGAUUCGUCAGCUCCCCCGAUCGCUACAUUUCGCGAUCGCAGAUCAUGCAAUCCUUCGGCGCCGAAAAGCGCGAUCGGCUGCUGACGCUAACAAACUUCGGCGACAUUGUGGCGACACUCAUCGACCUGUCCCUUUCUCGAGGUUUGAACACGGUCUUCGGCGUGAAGCUCGUGCGGCGAGCUGGCGCGGCGCAAGUGAACGUGUUCCCGGGCAAGACUCUGGCCGACACGCUCAGCCCCAAUUCGGCAGAUGCGUGGCGCGGUUACUUAGACAAGCUCAUAGUUGAAGUUGCCGCAGCGUACCCGUCCCGAAAUUUUGACGUAGACAGCGUACAAAGGACAGACGACACUGUGAGGCAACUGCUGGAAUCUCCCGACGUCAAUGACAAUGCUCGGGAUCAGGUCGAGGCGGGUAGCCUGAACUUCCUGGGCGACACCACGAGCGCGAACACGUGGUUUGCAGCUGUCAACUCUCACCUGCCCUCCGACGAACACCUCAGCGGUAAAUCAAAAGUCUUGGUUACCAGUUACGGAAACGUGCGCAACGUGCUGCAGUUCCUAAGGAGCCUCGCCGACUACGGAGUGGCCUACCUCUACCUGCACUUGCUGCUCGAGGUGUUCCGCUUCGAUUACGUGCGCAGCCUACAAGAUCGCAGCCCAGUAGACCAAGUCAGGGAAUGUCUGCAGGCGAGCCAAGAAGCCAUGUGGUACACGAGGAACAUACUCACAACGAAUAUAUUCGGCGGCCACAGCAAAGGAACUGGCGAAAGAGCCCACAUUUUACGCCUUGUUGCCGAAGCGGCUUCCAGAGGGGUCACCCAGUGGCUGAAUUGGAUGGGAGAGGCGACGCAUCGCCAAGCGCACAAGACGUUUUCGACUGUGUCGCUUCACGUUCACGAAUGGCAUGCCUGGGACGCCACAGGCACCGCCAUCGGCGAGCGCGCAGAGGCGCUGGCGUCGGGCGCACGAACCGUCGACUUUCCAUCCGUCUACGUGCGCCUGAAGGAAGAGCAGAAUCGUGCCUUCCUCAACAACACCCGUGCUGAGAGCGACGCCGACGACACGCUGCACGUCUUGGACAGAGGCGUCCUAUAUGAUGCGGGAGCCAACCAAGCGAUAGUACCUCCUGCCCUGCGCGUUGAACCAGUGCUAUAUACGGAUGACGUUCCUUUCGCCUUUUCUGCCGGCACCCUCGGAACCCUCAUAGCCGCAGAGCUCUACCGCGCAGCUAUCCCACAUCCAGGAUCACCUAUGUGGAAUCUGCAGCAGCAAGCUGUCAUGGCCAAAUUUCAAGAUUGCGCAGAAAAGCUGGCUGUUGAUGCGCUCAACAUUUCGCUUGUGGCGUUAGGUGACGGGCGCCUUGACGGCCGGGGUCUUCCCUCGCAUAUCUUUUGGAUGCUUGCGGCAAGGACAGCCUACGAAACGCUGCGUUUAGCUACUUUUAGCUUCAAACGUGCAAGUAACUGGCCCAGUUAUUGGAAGAAAUGGCAGAGAACUUUCUUCAGGCGUUUCUGCCUCCUUUCUUGCGGCUCUGUUGAAGAAGACAGCGGGAGACCAGGUGUUACGUUAAAGGUUCUGUGCCUUCUGACCGUUGCCAGUAUGCCGGAGUUUUCGGAGGCCUUCGACUGCCGGAAUCAUAGCACGGCUCUUAAGUAUACUACUUGUAUAUUUAACUAAGAACUGCUAUGAUACUGAGAACAAUGCAUGUCAUUUUUCAUUAUUAUUCUUGAAGUUUAUACUUUGGCGACAAACUAAUGUACAUCUGUAUUUCUUUGUUGCUCUUAUACAGUACCCUAAUUUCUUUACAUUUUCAAAAUGAUCUCUAUGAAUGACGUGUAACGGGCGCUUGUUAUGCUACUCGCACUAAUUUUGUUGAGUGAAUGUGUAGUCCGAUCUCAUUGUUGAGUGACAGGUCCCGUGAAGGUGAUCAGAUUUCAACUGAAGACGUCGUUGUGCAGUUGUGUAAAAAGGAACUGUGAGCACAUGAAAAAAAAAAACGGUGCACUUGUUUGUUAAAAUUACGUUCGCAAGAGCAAGUCAUGUGUACCUGUUAUGCAUCGCUUAAUGUACUCUGCUAACUCGGUCUGCUUGAGACAUUCUUCGCCAUAUGCACAAAUCUGGGUCUCUAAAAUCGAUGUGAUGAUCGAUGCGAUUGAAAAGCAUUGCAGCGGAUAUCACGAGACAUGUUCAGGGUGUUCUUGGCUUGUGGUGUUACAUAGGGACGCAUGUUUUGAAUUUGUUGUGAUUAGUGUACCUCGUAGCCUGUUGGAUUACUGUUAUUUGUAACGCGGCGUGGGUACUGAAUGGACCGCGGCACAUCCAAGAACUCGUACCGAAUUUGGUAGUCGGCGUAACCACAAUGUACAGGAAAGGACUCGUUGCUUGAUGGGCUUCUAGGAAACUGAAAAUUGAGAAAGAAAGAAGAGCCGGCGUAGCUAUGUUUGCGCGUUCAGUGCCAAGCAUGCGACGACAAAAAAAAAAAAGACCUCUCGGCAGAAGCUGGGGAAGACACGAAUUGGCGACAACCGCCGGUAUAUCGUUCGUGUAGUGAAAGCUCCUUCGUCCUCUACAUUAGAGGCUGCACAUCGUUUUUCUGCGAUAAAUAUCUUUCGACAUAUUUGUACUCUUGUCACAAUAAUUGAGAGAGGUGUGCGCAUAAGAGUCAGCAUGCUUGUAAUGAAGCCUUUAUUUGCUUACCCGCUGUCAUUCCUUUACGAGGUAUGGUGCACCGGAGGACCUUUUCUUGCAAAAGGAGCAGAGUUGCGCUUUUCCUUUCAAUGCGUUGUUAGCGCUUGUGUAAGCUGAAUUACAUGGUUUAAAAAGUAACAACGCACUGUGGCGAAGCCGCAAUUGAAACUCGGCUAAGCAACGCGUUGGCGCUGGCCGCGCCACGACCACGCCUCAUAACACAUCGCUAGCUAACAAGUGUUCGGACAACUGCUCCAACAAUUAGCCCAAUUUCCAUAUAUUUUUUUGUCACAUUCCAAGUUUUUUUUUCUUACUGGUUUCAUUGGUAUGCAACUUUUUGUGGCAAUGAACGUAAAUCUUCGGAGGCAAAGCGCGUACAAGUGUGCUCCUGGAAAAGGUGCACAUUCAGAUUCGCUUUAUUUUGACCAUUUACUCAUGCCUUUUGCCUACAAGCAACAUAACAGAAUUUCUUUUUUCUUGCGGAGUUUUAGUAUUGCGCACAACAUUUCUGGCUAAAUGCUUUCAGCCAACACUGAAUGACAUGCAGCAAGCGUCAUUUGUUGCUUUAGAGGUGGAACACAGGAUGAGGAGAAAUAUAUUCGGAAAGCGACUUAAUUUGUUUUGAAAGCGCGUGCAGAACAGAGACCGGUGCCACAUCUACGGCCUCAGAGGUCUCACACACGGGAUGUAAACGAAAUUAAAUGCAUACCAUGAGUCACAUAUGACGAAACAUGCUUGUACAGAUUCCAAACGAAGUGUUAGAUCUGUGCCUGGUGUUUCCCCAUAUUGCUACAAAAGUUUCCUCUAAAUGUUUAUUAUUUUUACUGUUAUUACUAUUAUUAUUACCCACCGUGGUUCCUCAGUGGCUAUCUUGUUGGGCUGCUGAGCACGAGGUCGCGGGAUCGAAUCUCGGCCACGGCGGCUCCAUUUCAAUGCGGGCGAAAUGCGAAAACACCCGUGUGCUUAGAUUAAGGUGCACGUUAAGGAAACCCCGGUGGUCGAAAUUUUCGGAGACCUCCACUACAACGUGCCUCAUAAUCAGAAAGUGGUUUUGACACGUAAAACCCUAUAAUUUUGUUGUUGUUGUUGUUGUUGUUAUUAUUAUUAUUAUUAUUAUUAUUAUUAUUAUUAUUAUUUGAAUAUGAUUAUUCUCUGUGUUUUGCAUCGCGGACGCUGAUGAGCUUACCCGAGUCUUUUACUUCGAUGACGGCUUGUUACAUCAAACUGCUGCCUCUUAGAAAAAAAAAACCUCGGCAGCGAGGGAGCCGCGGGUCAUCACAUCGUCAAAUGGUUUCCAGCCCACAUGGGGGCCGACGUGCACCCCGACUUUCCCAACGCCAACGAGCUGGCGCUCGGACGCGCGCGAGGACUCACGCACCGCGGCGAUCGUGGCGAGCGAAGUGGCGGGGAGGGAGGGGAGCACCGAGACCCGCUGCUCAGCUUCAACGAAAUAACAACGCACUAUCAGCUGUCGAGGAGAACCUUCCCGCUGCCCCACGCUAAACUCACUAGACCACAGUCAUCGAUAUUCAGAAUGCUUCAGACAGAGUCGUUCCCCUCGAGAGGCAGACUGAGCCGUUAUUCACCAGAAGCAGAGCCGCAAUGUCCGGAUUGUGGCGCAUCGUACUGCUCGCUAGCGCACGUGCUCUGGCAAUGCUCCGCGUUAAGCGGCACCGUGUUCACUAAAGAAGAAGACUGGGUGGACGCCCUGCGAAGCGACGACCACCAGACCCAGCCCCGGGCCGUCCAGAGGGCUCACGAAAGGGUGGAGGCUCACGGGCUUCCCGUCCCAACGUGGGUGCGGCACGCGACCACUGUCGACCGCUAAACCAAGAACGGGUGGGGAGGGGUUCCUCAGGACCCAAUAAAGUUAUUUCCUCCUCCUUUCUACACUAAUAGCCUGACUACAGUCUCGUCCAGAAUCGACUUCGUUGGUAGCGGUGGUGUUGCCUGAUGGUGCAGCGCUGUGACUAGAUGAUGACAGUCCUGUACUUCUGUAUCCUUGAUAACGCAGUGUUUUCCUGCUCGGAUCGCUUGUACCUGAACGCCAACUUGAAGGUCCCCGAGAGGUGGUACAGAAGGGCGCGCGCCAUAAAUUCCGAGUCGAGCAGACCACACUUUAGCCUUCUUAAGCUUCGAUCCUCCUGGAAAAGCUGUUUUAUUUCGUUCAAUCGUUGCGGACUACGACGCAAGCUCGGCUUUUAAAACCUCAGUGAGAAAUUUCUGUAACUGUCAUCUUCACCAUCAUCAUUAUCAGCCUAUUUUUAU
Molecule: messenger RNA, 6848 nt
Organism: Dermacentor albipictus
Lineage: Eukaryota; Metazoa; Arthropoda; Arachnida; Ixodida; Ixodidae
Biological process (GO): protein processing
Cellular component (GO): plasma membrane
Molecular function (GO): metalloendopeptidase activity
Source: RefSeq, a predicted model, not a curated record